CCAUUUUUCUCCAUAUUUGCUUUCCCAAAUUCAAAUUAUAAUUUAUAUUUCUCCCCAUAAAUUCUGUUCAGUCUAAACUCUAAAAGCACCAUGGAUAUGGUGUUCUGUUCAAAACCCCAUUGCUUUGGUUCCCAACUACAGCGGUAUCAGCAAUCCAUCGUUUCACCUUCACCUCUUUCUUCCUUUCAAUCCAAAACCCUUAAUUUUACCCGCUCAAUAUCUCUGUUUGCCGCCAAAAAAACAAGGGUUAUUUCCAAUCUUGAUUCUCGAGUCAAUGGUGCUCUUUCAUCUGACCCUGAUUCUAGCUUUCUGGACAGGCAAAAAGCAUUGGAAACUGCAAUGAAUGAUAUCAACAACUCAUUCGGGAAAGGAAGCGUGACGAGACUUGGAAGCCUUGGUGGAGCUCUUGUUGAAACAUUCCCAAGUGGCUGUCUUCCUUUAGACCUUGCAUUAGGUGGUGGCCUACCUAAAGGGAGAAUUGUAGAGAUUUAUGGGCCUGAAAGUAGUGGAAAGACCACCUUAGCACUACAUGCCAUUGCAGAAGUGCAGAAGCUAGGAGGGAAUGCAAUGCUUGUAGAUGCAGAACAUGCAUUUGAUCCAUCAUAUUCCAAAGCAUUAGGAGUUGAUGUGGAAAAUCUCAUUGUUUGCCAACCAGACAACGGAGAAAUGGCACUAGAAAUUGCAGACCGCAUGUGUAGAUCUGGUGCAGUUGAUCUCAUUUGCAUCGACUCUGUCUCAGCUCUUACUCCACGUGCUGAAAUUGAAGGCGAAAUUGGAAUGCAACAAAUGGGUUUACAAGCACGGCUUAUGAGUCAAGCAUUGCGUAAAAUGUCAGGCAAUGCAUCAAAAGCUGGAUGCACACUUAUAUUUCUUAAUCAAAUAAGAUACAAGAUUGGAGUGUAUUAUGGAAAUCCAGAAGUUACAAGUGGAGGUAUUGCCUUGAAGUUUUUUGCAUCUGUUCGACUUGAAAUACGGCCUAUAGGGAAGAUAAAGUCUGUCAAAGGUGACGAGGACAUUGGGCUUAAGGUUCGAGUAAGAGUUCAGAAGAGUAAGGUUUCUAGGCCAUACAAGCAAGCAGAGUUUGAAAUUAUAUUUGGAGAGGGAGCAAGCAAAUUGGGAUGCGUAUUAGAUUGUGCUGAAAUGAUGGACAUUGUGUUGAAAAAGGGCUCUUGGUAUAGCUUUCAAGAUCAAAGGUUGGGGCAAGGAAGAGAUCGGGCAUUGCAGUAUUUGAGAGAAAACCUUCCUCUUUGUGAUGAGAUUGAAAAGCUUGUGAGGUCAGCAAUGAUGGAUGGAAAUGGGCAAGCAGUUACUUCAUAUGCCCGAAACUCAACACCAAUCCAUGAAGAAGAUGAAUUACUUGAAGAGCUACAAUGAAAUAUGUUUAACACAUAAAAAUUGUAAAACAUUUUGUAAUCCUUUUUUUUUUCAUUAAAAAAAUCGUACAUGUUUUAAACCUUGGUUUAUGCCCAAUAUUAUUAAUAUAUUAAGAGAGAAAACAUGGUGGGUAUAAAUUAAAUUUUGAG
Lactuca virosa is the source of this 1523-nucleotide messenger RNA. The record is from the annotation of a GenBank genome assembly. Lineage: Eukaryota; Viridiplantae; Streptophyta; Magnoliopsida; Asterales; Asteraceae.